Colletotrichum chrysophilum is the source of this 567-nucleotide messenger RNA. RefSeq lists its product as uncharacterized. The transcript has 3 exons. Bases 1 to 567 code for a protein of 188 amino acids. The record is from RefSeq and is a predicted model, not a curated record. Lineage: Eukaryota; Fungi; Ascomycota; Sordariomycetes; Glomerellales; Glomerellaceae.
AUGACUUUCAUUCUCCCUCGUGGGCCUAAGAUGAUCGAGGCCAUCUGCCCUGGUUGCUUCAAGUCGUUUACCAAGAUAGGCAGCAUGCACCGCCCAGCCCUGCUUAUGUCUAUGAAGCACAUAUACGAGGACCGUUGCCGCAAUCCUGUCCCACGAUUCGUCAAGAAGAUUAAAGCUGAACACAACGCUCGCGUAGCCGCCGCCGCAGCUCGUUCAGCUGCCCGUGCUGCCGCGCGAGCCGCCCCGGCCGCGGCCGCCCCACCCCCGCCUGAGCAGAAUACCAACACGCAGGUCAAGAUUGAAGGCCAGGAACCCACAAAACACUGCCUACCGUCACUCGACUGUGGCUGUGGAGUGACAUUUUCUCACAAGACUGACCUCGACUUGCAUAAGAACGGCGGCUACUGUGUUGCCAAGCAAUCCCAAUGGCAGCCCCAACCGCAGCCUUUCGACCUCAACUACUUCGACGCCAACUGGAUGGCAUUCGAUACUACGUGGGGACAGUCUUGGCCGCAGGCACAGCCCCAACUCACGAACUGGACGAGCACGAGUCCUGGAUGUGCUUGA